AGAGUUAGAGUGUUUCUGUCAAGACUUGGUGAAAGCCUUUCGAUUGGGGGAAGGGAGGACGGACUCCGAGAUCACGAAAAACAGAUAUCGUAUUGGAGAGUGUUGACUUUUGGUCCGCUUAAUUGAACAAGUGUCAGCUUUGCUUAAACCUCCUUAAACCCUGAGCCAUGUCACCCCCAACAGUGCCUCCGAUGGGUGUAGAUGGCGUGUCCGCAUACCUGAUGAAAAAAAGGCACACCCACAGGAAGCAGAGACGCAAGCCCACUUUCCUCACGCGUAGGAACAUCGUCGGCUGUCGCAUUCAACACGGCUGGAAGGAAGGCAACGAGCCGGUGGAGCAGUGGAAGGGCACAGUUCUUGAGCAGGUUUCUGUGAAGCCCACCCUCUACAUCAUCAAAUAUGAUGGCAAAGAUAGUGUAUAUGGACUAGAACUGCACCGAGAUAAGAGAGUUUUAGCGCUAGAAAUCCUUCCUGAGAGAGUGCCAACUCCUCGAAUUGAUUCGAGUCUGGCGGAUUUCCUGAUUGGUAAAGCGGUGGGGCAUGUGUUUGAGGGUGAGCACGGUACGAAAGAUGAAUGGAAAGGCAUGGUCCUGGCUCGAGCUCCCGUGAUGGACACUUGGUUUUACAUCACCUACGAGAAAGAUCCUGUCCUUUAUAUGUACACGCUGCUGGAUGACUACAAAGAUGGUGACCUGCGAAUCAUUCCAGAUUCCAACUACUAUUUCCCUACAGCAGAACGGGAGCCUGGAGAAGUGGUCGACAGCCUCGUGGGCAAGCAAGUGGAACAUGCCAAAGAUGAUGGGUCCAAGAGAACCGGCAUUUUUAUCCAUCAAGUGGUGGCAAAGCCGUCCGUCUACUUCAUUAAGUUUGAUGAUGAUAUUCACAUUUAUGUCUACGGCUUGGUGAAAACGCCCUAA
This is a messenger RNA of Hyaena hyaena (striped hyena), 917 nucleotides long. It is a transcript of the gene SPIN4, whose product is annotated as spindlin family member 4. The transcript has a single exon. The record is from RefSeq and is a predicted model, not a curated record. NCBI's taxonomy places the organism in Eukaryota, Metazoa, Chordata, Mammalia, Carnivora, Hyaenidae. The coding region runs from base 168 to 917 and encodes 249 amino acids. Gene Ontology annotation, biological process: regulation of DNA-templated transcription; gamete generation. Gene Ontology annotation, cellular component: cytosol; nucleoplasm.